This is a messenger RNA of Rhipicephalus microplus (southern cattle tick), 2403 nucleotides long. RefSeq names its product neprilysin. Gene Ontology annotation, biological process: protein processing. Gene Ontology annotation, molecular function: metalloendopeptidase activity. NCBI's taxonomy places the organism in Eukaryota, Metazoa, Arthropoda, Arachnida, Ixodida, Ixodidae. The record is from RefSeq and is a predicted model, not a curated record. Gene Ontology annotation, cellular component: plasma membrane.
AUGCCCUUGACAUCUCAGGAGCAGAGGCAUAGCAGAGGCAUCAUCGUCAUCAGAUGCAUGCCGAUCCCCCAAAGUGGGCUGCGCCAGGUGACCACCUUGGAGCAGGGCAAAUCAAUCAGGACAGUGCCAAUGCACAAACCCUCAUCCACCGAAGUGCGGACGCUUGUCGAACGCGACCUCACCCAGCAGCAGUCGCGUCUUUCAGAUGCACCUCAGGCGGACGACUCGCAAGACCCGCCGCCAGCCCUGCCAGACUCCGGGUGCGAGCAGGGCCUGGAUCAAGCCGACGCAUCCUACGCUCCAACGGGGACUGCAAACAUCCCAACGCUGGUGCGAUACACGCACGCGCACGACGGCUCUGCCCGGCACGGCCCCGCCCACAUACGGCCCGACGACACCAAGAGGCUCAUCACGAUCACCACGCUGGCACUGGCCGUGGUGUGCGCCUUCACGAUCCUGUCGCUUCUGCUGCCGUCGACCAGGCCGCAGGGAGACGUGUCCCGCUGGUGCGACACCAGCGACUGUCGCCAGUACGCGACGCUGCUCGCGCGCGAGCUUAACCGCAGCGUCGACCCGUGCCAAGACUUCGACGCGUACGUCUGCUCCUCGUGGAAGCCCGACGACCGGUUUCCCCGGAUGUCCCAGACAUCGCUGGAUGACCUCAGCAUCGCCUGGCUGGACGGCUUGCCCGAGCUGCUCGAAGAAGGAGCCAAGGUGACGUCGCUGGCCGCUAAACCGCUGGCCAUGUACUCCUCGUGCGUGGAGAACAGUGGCGCCAGCAAGGCGGACAAGGGUUUGUUUCUCGAGUUUCUCAGGGCUCGCAAACUGGCCUGGCCCGACAAACCACGUGGCGGCGUCCGUGCGCCUGCUGUGUUAGUCGACUUAGCCAUGAAUUGGGAGAUGACGUUGUGGAUGCGCGUCCGCGUGUUGAAGCAUCCGUUCACGCCCGGUGCACGGCGGUUCCUUCUACUACCUGGUCGGAGGAGCGACGUGCGGCUGUUCGCAGCGUUGCACGAGUACGUCAUGUCUACAGGCGACUACGCAAGGUAUUGGGGUCUCAUCUACCAUUUCUUUAUGGGUGAGCAACCUGGUCCCGAGUACGAGAUGGUCAUCAAAGAAAGCGCCGAAUCCCAAGGUGACGCGGUCGCAAUACUCAUACAGAUGGCCAUGCUGAGGUCUUACACGAAUGCCUCACUGAUCCGCAUAACCAACGCGUCCUCCCACGGAAGCGUCGACAUGUGGUUAGAGGCGCUCAGAGAAAAUGACCAGUCAGUGGCCGCCGGCGACGACGUGCUAGUCGCCAAUUCGGCGGCCCUGUUCGUCAUCAAAGGCUACGUCGAGCGCCUCGGCGACGUCGCAGCCCUCAUGCUCCUGUCCUGGGAAUUCGUUCAGAUGCACGUGCUCGCCCUCGACAAGACGCUGCUCGAAGACGUCCUGAGAAGCGGCACGUACGCGGCGAGUUACUUGGCUCUGCUGUGCGCGGCGCAGGUCGAGGCAAUCUACAACCCGGUCUUAGCAAAGCUCUACAUGUCUUCUCGGAUCACGCAGAAGGGAGAGGCGCUAGCGGCCUCCCUGUUAGGAACUCUCAAACAGAAGGCCAUCGACGGUGUGAGCAGGAUGUCUUGGCUGGACGACGCCGCCAGGCAGUUCUUCAAGCGGCAGCUCGCGUCAACCGUCGUACGCCUUUGGCCGCCAGCGACUGUCAAUAACUCGCUCGAUUUCAAGGGACUCUACAACGGCUGCCCUCAGAGCGAACGGUCCUUCGUGAGUUUUUGGAUAAGCGCUCGUCGAUGCCUUAGCGAUCUUCUGCGCGGAAAGCGCCAGGAAGACGUGUUCUCGAUGCAGCCCAACUUCACCCCUUACCUCGCCAGCUACGACUCGUUUGAAGACGCUGUCGGAAUCGCCAUGGCGGCCCUCGCCAGACCCUUGUACUGGAUGAGCGGCACUCCCAGCAUGCUCUACGGUGGUCUCGGCUGGUUCUUCAUGGCGUUCCUGCUGAGUUCGCUGGACGAACAUAAGCAAUACGUGCAUCCCAACGGAAGCUUCGACGUAGCCGGAUCUUGGCUGUCUGAGCAGUCGGCAGAGGCCCUCAAACAAAAGAAAUACUGCGCCGCCCCUGCUCGCGUGUCAGCCGUAGUGGGUCUACACAUCAUCCACUCUGUCUUCGUGGAGCACCUCCGAAACACUUUUCAAUUUAAUCUGACUAGCGAACUCACCGAAGAGAAGGUGUUCUUCAUCACGCUUUGUCGCGUGCUGUGCGCGAAGAAAGGCAGUCUUUGGUCUUUGGAAAGUUGCAACAGACUCCUGCAACACUCCCGAGAGUUUUCGCGAGCCUUCAAGUGUGACGGGAGUUCACCGUUAAUAGUGCACAAGGAAUGCCACUUCUUGCCGCUUGACUCGUAG